AAAGUUAAGCGGAGUUCUGUCCAGAAGACGUUGAACUGCUCAAACCUGUUGUAGUAUUUUCCAUUUCGCCCAGACACGAUGCAUUUCUCUUCACUUUCGAACGGUAAAGAAUCCUCUUUAAGCUCAAAAGAUGCUUCUGCCCCAGUUACUCUCGAUGUCUCUAUCACUACAGCUGUGAUUCUAGCCACUCUUUCCUCCUUUCUGUUCUUCUUGGCUUGCAUUAUAGUUUUCAUAUAUUUCAAAUGGCGUCUAUGUCGACACGUUGUGGAAACUCGUAUCGGACUUGUGGUCUUUUUCCUCGGAGCGUUACUCACCCUCAUUACAACCCUCAGCUCCUAUGAAGAACAAGAAAUUUAUGCAGUGUAUCGCUUGACUCUCUUGGCCUCUUGCGGAAUUGGAGUGUUGAUGAUAGGUUGUGCAAUGCUUUUCGAGAAUCCUUCCCCUGACAGGCCGCUGGAUGACUACGGCUACGAAAGACUCUCUGUUGGUUAUAUGCAUGGUAGCUUGGGAAUGAUCAUCUGGGUCAUAACGAUACCCCUCAGCAUACUAGAGCUCUUCUUCGCCAUUGGAGCUGCUCGGAAAGCACCCAACACAAUGUAUGCUGCUGUGAGGUACACAGCUCUGGCGCAAAAGAUUGUCCAAGCAAGCGUGUACUACUUUAGUCUGCGACACAAGGUUGCAAGAGGAGAUAUGCGUAUGGCGUGUUCGUGGCUUUUCAAGAUAAUCUCCGUCUUCAAUUUUGCUUUUUUUAUCGACUCACUAGUAACGUCAAAUUCUGAUAACGACUUUGUCCUAAGUCUGUUUGGCAAUGGGUUCUCCAUCGUGAAAUCUGCAUAUAAUGCCUUACUCAUUGAUUACAGACUGCUGUGCUGUUUGUUGUUUUUGGAGCAUUCUUUGGAGUUGAUGGAUGUGCGCAUAAACCGACCCAUUGGAGAUAUAUUAUUUAACCCUGAAGCUAGUGAGGCAAUGAUGCAAGAUUCUUUGGCUUCUGCGGUUGUUAAUGUGGAAAUCUCGCAUUCCUCUGGCUAUGGAUAUGUCAUUGGCCUCAUUCUGGUUGCCAUGCAACUGGUAACUGGACUACAGUAUCUUGGAUUUGUGGGAGAGUGGACAAACAUGUUCCCCAUUCUAGCUUGUGGUGUUGUAAUAAUUUUUGGUCUCUUGCUACUCUCUGGAGACACAAGUUUCCCUGAAAACAACAGAGAGAGGAAAUGGCGUGAGACUGAAUCUAAGGCUAUUGAUAUCAUGGUGUGCUUUAUGGGAACCAUUGGCUUUAUCUUCUGGUUCAUGAAAGCUUCCUACUGUGGUCUUUGGGCCUCACAAUACUCAUCAACAACUGACAUUGAGUUUUAUCAGUAUCUCUCUUGGACAACAGUAAAAAACUUUGCUUAUGCAAUUGUAAUCAUCUUUCAGCUUUACUUCUUUGUUAAAAUGGGUCCACAUUUUGGGUGUGACCGUGAGAGCAGUCGUCAGAGGGCAAAACACUUUUACGUCACAACUAUCAUGAUGGCUCUGUUUGCACUCCUCAUAUCACUUGUCAUUGAUGAAUUCAAUGGCCGAGUAGAAAAGCUUCUUGCUGAAGCACACAUCAGCAGCACCAUGUCAAUAUUUUUCCAGGCAGCAGCCCCCAUACAUCUUGGCUUUAGCUUGCACAUGUUUCUGCAUUUCUUCAUUAUGAGCAGAAGAUUGUCCCAGUUUCAGUACAACUGGCAAUACAACCAGGCAGAAGAACAUCAACAUAGUCAACAGUCCUCAUUAGGGAACACUGGUGGUAACAGUGCAUCAUCAAAUGCUGAAACAGGGGAUGAAAGACAGCCACUGAUUUCCCGCCCAACGUGAUCUAUAUCACUAAGACGAUUAACAAAUAUAUUACAUGACUUGCCAUGCUGCGGUUCUGUAAUAGAUAUUAAUGAUGUCAAAUGGGGUAAGAACAAAAAGGUAGGACACAAUGAGCAGUGGAGAGUGUCACUGAUGCUCUUUUUUAUAUUUUUACGUCUUCUGUGAUAUUUUAUUGUACAGACACAGCUAAAUGGAAUCUAUUUGUUUUCUAGCAUAACAAAGCAAAAUGUUAUUAACAGUGAUGUUGUUUAUGCAUCUGUUCUCCAGUAGAUUGUAAGUAAGAACAAAGCAAAAUGCAUCUUUAAUUCAGCUAAUCAUAUAAUUUACAAUAAAAUGCAUACCUUAAGAUUUCAACGUUCUGUUUCACCCAAGUUUUCAAGAACUUGAAGUAAAUUGUUUGUACUGUGACCUGAUUCAUCUUGCAAACAAGAGAAGACCUUGUUGAUACCUCAAAAAGACUUAGUAAAUCAGAUUUUGUUUUUAUUAAAAAUGACAUUAUUUUGCAUGCUUUUAUUUAACCAAGCUGUUGAGUUUUCACUGAAAGUGAACUUAAAAGGUCAAGUGAGUAAUGUAAGAUCACAAAGGUUUGAAAUUAUUACAGUGAUCUUCAAGUAAUACAUUGAUUGGCAUAAUGUAAUGUUCUAUGUACGCCAUUAGGACCUACAUUAUUUAAGCAAGAAAAGGAUUAUGGGACAUGAGAAUGAACUGGCCAUGUUGUUGUUAAAAGUGUGCAUUGAUUAACCCUUUAACUCUCAAGAUCUGAUUGUUAAUUCUCCCCUUUGGCUGCUACCACUUCCUUGUAAAGUAGUUACGAGAAUUUGGUGUUAGAUCAAGAUGAAAACUUCAUGAUAAGUUUGAGUAUUCUCAUUACCUGUUUGCUGGAUAAUGUAUGGAUAUUAAAGGGAGAAGUUGUAAAUUAAUCACUUUUGGGAGUUAAAGGGUUAAGAGACAAUUCUACUGUUGUCAUACGUCAAACAUUCUUUCCUGUGAUCUAUCACUGUACAGACCCACAGCAAUAUGGGAUCUUUUUGUUUUAAAUGAUGAAAAAGCAAAAUGCUGUUAAUGGCGAUAUUAUUUUUGCAUCUGUCCUCCAUUAGUUCAUAAGUAAGAACCAAUCA
Molecule: messenger RNA, 2954 nt
Organism: Pocillopora verrucosa
Lineage: Eukaryota; Metazoa; Cnidaria; Anthozoa; Scleractinia; Pocilloporidae
Source: RefSeq, a predicted model, not a curated record